Molecule: messenger RNA, 4794 nt
Organism: Thalassophryne amazonica
Lineage: Eukaryota; Metazoa; Chordata; Actinopteri; Batrachoidiformes; Batrachoididae
Gene: znf423
Product: zinc finger protein 423
Exons: 21
Coding region: 275-4594 (1439 amino acids)
Biological process (GO): regulation of transcription by RNA polymerase II
Cellular component (GO): nucleus
Molecular function (GO): DNA-binding transcription factor activity, RNA polymerase II-specific; RNA polymerase II transcription regulatory region sequence-specific DNA binding
Source: RefSeq, a predicted model, not a curated record
GUUCUGUUCAUUCUACAGGUUGUGCGAACCGUAAAAAACGAAAAGAAGCGGGACAAGCAGAAGGGAAGAGGAGCGAGUUUUUGGCUUCUUGUCGCCGGGACUCGGCGCUGUUUCGGAGCUGCCGCAUUGCAACAGGCGGAGAAGCGGCAGCGAAGCGGAGGAGGAGGAGAAGCCGAACGAGUGCGCUCUCCCGCCCGCAUGGUUAGCCGAAAACACGGAACGGAACCAGGCAAUUCGUGAUUUAAAAAACUCCAAAAGUACUCCCAGAGCAGACAUGUCGAGACGAAAACAGGCCAAACCGCGCUCCGUGAAAGCUGUAGAAGAAGGAGAGUCUUCAGAGCGUGGGGGGACCUGGGAUGAGACAACUGUCCAGACAGAAGUCCCUGCGUCUGACCAAGCUGCAGACACCAAAGAAAGUAAGGAGGCACCUAUUGUGGACGGAGACCAAGAUGGACACGAUGACCGUGAUGAACGUGAUCAUGAUGAAGACCUAGAUGAUGAGUCUAUCUUCACCUGCGACAACUGUCAGCAGGACUUUGAAUGUCUGGCCGAGCUGACUGAACACAGAACCAACCACUGCCCAGCUGAUGGUGAUGAUGACCCUGUGGGCCUGUCGUGGGUGCCUUCCUCACCCUCCAGUAAAGAUGUGGCGUCGCCGUCACAGAUGGCCGAUGGCUGCUGUGACCUCGGCAUGGCAACGGGUGGUGAGGAGGAAGGAGGCACAGGUCUUCCGUAUCCCUGCCAGUUCUGUGACAAGUCCUUCAGCCGACUUAGCUACCUGAAGCGCCACGAGCAGAUCCACAGUGACAAGCUGCCUUUCAAGUGUACCUUCUGUAGUCGUUUAUUUAAGCACAAGAGGAGCAGAGAUCGUCAUGUCAAGCUCCAUACAGGAGAUAAGAAGUACAGCUGCCAGGAAUGCGAAGCUGCAUUCUCUCGUUCAGAUCACCUCAAGAUCCACCUCAAGACACACAGUUCCAGCAAACCAUUCAAGUGCAGUGUGUGUAAGCGUGGCUUCUCCUCCACAUCAUCAUUGCAAAGCCACAUGCAGGCUCACCGCAAAAACAGAGAGCACCUAGCACUGAGGAGUGAGAGGGAUGGAGUGAAGAAGGGAGCAGGAGGAGAAGGUGACCAGGAUCAGGACCUGUAUAUGUGUGAUUACUGUGAAGAAACGUUCAGCCAAACUGACGAGCUCGAGAAACACGUCCUGACCAGACACCCGCAACUGUCUGACCAAGCCGAUCUGCAGUGCAUCCACUGUCCUGAGAUCUUCUUAGAUGAGGCAUCGCUUCUCACGCAUAUCGACAUGCAACAUGCCAACCGCAAACACAAAUGUCCUGUGUGUUCAGAACAGUUUCCAUCCGUAGAGGAUGUCUACUGCCACCUUGACAGCCACCGCCAUCCUGACUCCUCUAACCACAGUGCUGCCAGUCCUGACCCCGCACUUGGCAGCGUGGCCUCAAUGAGCUCAGCCACUCCAGACUCUAGUGCCAGCCUGGAAAGGGGCUCCACACCUGACUCCACCUUAAAGCCUAGUCAGGGCAGUGAUCGAGGCUGGAGAAGAGGCACUGACGCAGGCGAAGAAAUGGUGUUAAAUCUUGGUCAUCAAGGUGGAGGUGGAGGAGGAACCUGGGGGAAAGUGACAUACUCUUGUCCUUACUGCUCUAAGAGAGACUUCCACAGCUUGGCGGUCUUAGAGAUUCAUUUAAAGACCAUCCACGCAGACAAGCCACAGCAGAGUCACACCUGCCAGCUUUGCCUGGAUACACUGCCAACACUCUACAACCUCAACGAGCAUGUGCGUAAAGCUCACCGUGCCAGUGGAGGCACUGUAGGCACUACAGCUUUACCCCUGUUGCAGUUCACCAAUGUGACGGCGUUCCACUGCAACUACUGCCCAGACAUGUUUGGAGACAUCAACUCUCUACAAGAACACAUCCGAGUGUCCCACUGCCUGCCUGGUGGGAUUAUGGCUGGAUCCACCACAUUAGAGGGGAACCAUGCUUUCUUCUGCAACCAGUGUUCCAUGGGAUUCCUGACAGAGUCUUCGUUGACGGAACACAUUCAGCAGACACACUGUGCCUCAGCAGCAGGGGGCGGGGUUGCAUCCGGCGGAGCGGUGGCCAAACUGGAGUCCCCUGUUCUCCAGGCUGCAUCUCAGUCCUUUAUGGAGGUUUACUCCUGCCCUUAUUGCACCAAUUCUCCUAUCUUCGGCUCACUCCUCAAGCUCACCAAGCACAUCAAGGAGAACCACAAGAACAUCCCACUGGCUAACAACAAACGGCAAGCCAAGGUUGCAGACCUCAGCCCUGCUUCCUCUGAUGUAGAGAUCUCCUCCCCGAAGCGACACAGACUGGGAGGGGAUUCCACCCCGUCCUUAGGGAGCAAUGGUGACUACCCGUGCAACCAGUGUGAUCUGCGAUUUGGCAGCUUUGAUGGAUUCCAGGCCCACCUUAAGUCACACCUUGAGAUGCUCUUGAAGCGUCAGUCUUGUCCCCAGUGCAACAAGGAAGACUUUGAAUCCCAGGAGGCAUUUCUUCAACAUUUGACUGUGCACUACACGACCACCUCAACACAGUAUGUGUGCGAGAGCUGCGACAAACAGUUUUCCUCUGUGGAUGACCUCCAGAAACACCUCCUGGACAUGCACACUUUUGUCCUGUACCACUGUACUCUAUGCCAGGAGGUCUUUGAUUCCAAGGUUUCCAUCCAGGUGCACUUGGCAGUGAAGCACAGUAAUGAGAAGAAGUUGUUUCGCUGCACAGCUUGUACCUGGGACUUCAGGAAGGAGAUGGACCUCCAGCUCCAUGUUAAGCAUAAUCACCUCGGACAGAGGUCAGGCCUUCCAGCGGGGCUCGGAGCAGGACUCAAGCCCCGAAAGUGUAUCUUCUGUGGGGAGACGUUUGGAACAGAGGUGGAACUCCAGUGCCACAUAACCACACACAGCAAGAAGUUUACGUGUCGAUUCUGUGGCAAAUCCUUCCACGCCAUCACACUGCUGGAAAGGCAUCUGAGGGAAAAGCACUGCAUCUUCGAUGGUGGGAUCAUCACUGGGAAUGGUGGCGGUACAGGCAGUAGUGGGAGCCAGAACGGGACACCUAACGGACUGGCACAGAAUUCCAAACGAAUAGGAGGAGGCAGUGGUGGCAAUGCAAGUGUAGGAGGAGGCGAAAGAGCAACAGUAGCAGCUGCUGAACAGGCUGACCUCCAGAAUAUGCUGCUGAAGACUGGAGUUGGGGGAGGAGGCAGUGGCCAAGGAGCAGAUGCAGUCAACAGCCAUGAAGCCAGCGGUGGUGAGGAGGAACUGGACAAUUCAGAGCCCAUGUACGCGUGUGAUAUCUGUGGAGCUGCUUACACCAUGGAGUCUCUGCUGCAGAACCACCGGCUGCGAGACCAUAACAUCCGACCGGGAGAAGAUGACGCUGGCUCUCGUAAGAAGAAGGCAGACUUCAUCAAGGGAAACCACAAGUGCAAUGUGUGCUCCAGAACGUUCUUCUCUGAGAACGGUCUUCGUGAACAUGCGCAAACACACCGCGGCCCCGCCAAACACUACAUGUGUCCAAUAUGUGGCGAGCGUUUCCCGUCUUUGCUAACCCUUACUGAACACAAGGUGACCCACAGUAAGAGCCUAGACACAGGGACCUGUCGAAUCUGUAAGAUGCCCCUGCAGAGCGAGGAGGAGUUUAUAGAACAUUGCCAGAUGCACCCUGACCUCCGCAACUCCCUCACCGGAUUCCGCUGUGUCGUCUGCAUGCAGACUGUUACCUCUACCCUGGAGCUGAAGAUCCAUGGCACUUUCCACAUGCAGAAGCUUUCCACUGGCUCUUCACUGGCGGGACCUGGAGGAGGAAGUGGGAAUGGAGAAGGUAGCGGCUCAGCCUCUUCAUCUCCCAAUGGGCAGCUGCAACAGCACAAGCUGUAUAAAUGUGCGUUCUGCCUAAAGGAGUUUAAGAACAAAGGGGAGCUGGUGAAGCUGGAUGUCAAUGGGCUGCCUUAUGGCCUUUGUGCUGUUUGCAUGACCAGGGGCACAAAUGGCCAGAGCCCCAGCCAGGGAGGAGCUGCCACACCCGGUGACACGCAGGGAGAGAAGGCAGCAGCAGGCCUGAGGUGUCCAGAGUGUGGGGUGAAGUUUGAAACAUUGGAGGACUUGGAGAGUCAUGUCCAGACAGAUCACCCUGAGGUCAGCCCUGAAGGUAGUGCAGGUGCAAAGAAGACUGAAGCGUCGCCUGCACCUAAGAAAACCUACCAGUGCAUUAAAUGCCAAAUGACGUUUGAGACAGAAAGGGAGAUCCAGAUUCACGUCGCCAAUCACAUGAUUGAGGAGGGCAUCAAUCACGAGUGCAAGCUGUGUAACCAGAUGUUUGAUUCACCUGCCAAGCUGCUUUGCCACCUGAUAGAGCACAGCUUUGAAGGCAUGGGAGGGACCUUCAAGUGUCCCGUCUGCUUCACAGUGUUUGUACAGGCCAAUAAGCUCCAGCAGCAUAUUUUUGCUGUUCAUGGUCAGGAAGACAAGAUCUACGACUGCUCCCAGUGUCCUCAGAAGUUCUUCUUUCAGACUGAGCUACAGAACCACACACUGAGUCAGCACGCGCAGUGAGGCCGAGGCCCGGCAGGAUCUCUCGGCUCAGCCGGGCCCCCGACCCGGAGCCGGCGGGGGACCCCCAUCUCCACAUCACAGCCAAUCAAAGUGUCAUUUGCUACUCACAUGUAAAACUCUAACGAUCGCGCCACUGGGCGAGGCUAUUAGGAGCAGCGGGGGAAAGGAAUAUUAAUGGGAUAUGCUAUUAAAUAAAGAAA